Molecule: messenger RNA, 3596 nt
Organism: Odontomachus brunneus
Lineage: Eukaryota; Metazoa; Arthropoda; Insecta; Hymenoptera; Formicidae
Product: kinesin-like protein Klp61F
Exons: 12
Coding region: 311-3586 (1091 amino acids)
Biological process (GO): microtubule-based movement; mitotic spindle assembly
Cellular component (GO): nucleus; spindle microtubule
Molecular function (GO): ATP binding; microtubule binding; plus-end-directed microtubule motor activity
Source: RefSeq, a predicted model, not a curated record
AAUAUUUAAGGAAAUGAGUAAAAAAAUUAUUCAAUGCGCAUGCGAAAAGAGGACUUAUUUGACAACACUGAUUGGAUACAAUACAAAUUUUAGUACACUCUGAUUCCGCUUUAAACUUCGUUUUAUUGGCAUUGCAAUCGCCUUCAAAAUUAUAUACAUAGUGCCUUGAAUUGACGAAAUUCAAAUAACAUUUGGCGCGAGUGAAUCCUUUCGCAAGUGUUAAUUCAGAAUAGAAUUAAUCGUAAAAUAAGCGUCACGCUUCAUUGCAUAAGAAGAUUAUUGUGCAAAGUGCAAAAUAGCGAUCCGAAAGAUGUCUAAGAACAAAGAUCAGUAUGUCAAUGUCUUCGUGCGUGUCAAGCCUUUAAGCAAAAAAGAGACACCAGAGAAAAAUCGUGAGAAACUGGUAAUUCCGAUAGUGCACGCAGCAUCCGAGAAAGAGAUAAUAGUGUAUGAGCGAUCGCAGGGUAAAGUCGCGAAGAAGUUCACGUUCGACAAGGUGUUCGGUCCUACGUCGACUCAGUUAGACGUGUACAACGCGGUGAUUCGACCACUGUUGAAGGAAGUACUAGCCGGAUAUAGUUGCACCGUGUUCGCCUACGGUCAAACCGGCACCGGUAAGACAUACACGAUGGAGGGCAGUCGCGUAGAGAAUUCCAGCUUACACUGGCAGAGCGACACAUCUGUCGGCAUGAUACCCCGUUGCUUGAGCCACUUGUUCGACGAGCUCCAGUUGCUGGAAAACCAGCAGUACGUCGUCAAGAUCAAUUUCCUGGAAUUGUACAACGAGGAGUUGUUCGAUCUUUUGAGUCCGAACGGUCACGAUACAACGAAGAUCAAGCUGUACGACGACAUGUCGAAGAAGGGCUCGGUCAUCAUACACGGUUUGGAGGAGGUGACCGUCCGUAACAAGAAUGAGGUCUACAAAAUCCUCGAAAAGGGCUCGGAGAGAAGGCAAACGGCGGCAACGUUGAUGAACUCCAACUCGAGUCGCUCCCACACGGUCUUUUCUAUAACUAUACACAUGAAGGAGGACACCUUGGAGGGAGAGGAGCUACUGAAGACGGCGAAGUUAAAUCUGGUGGACCUGGCCGGCAGCGAAAACGUCGGCAAAUCCGGAGCCGUUGACAAGAGAGCGAGGGAGACUCGGAACAUCAAUCAGUCCCUGCUGACUCUCGGCAGAGUGAUAACCGCUCUCGUAGAAAGGGCGCCUCACAUACCGUAUCGGGAGUCGAAGCUCACGAGAUUGUUGCAGGAGUCGUUAGGUGGGCGCACAAAGACCUCGAUAAUCGCGACCAUUUCGUCCGCGAGCAGCAGUGUCGACGAGACACUAUCGACGUUAGAUUAUGCGCAUCGAGCGAAACAUAUCGCCAAUCGUCCGGAGAUCAAUCAGAGGCUUUUCAAGAGAGCACUGCUGAAAGAAUAUACGGAAGAAGUCGAGAGGCUUAGAAAGGACUUGAUGGCAACGCGAGAUAAGAAUGGCAUCUAUCUGUCGCAGGACAAAUACGAUUCCAUGCAUGCGUUGAUCGAUUGGCAGAAGAAAAAGAUACAAGAUCAGAUCAAUGAUCUUAAAACUUUGGAAGAAAGUAUGGAGAACAAGCAGAAAAUGUUUAGUGACAUACGAUUACAAUAUGAUGUUCGAAUGAACGAGCUGACCAAGAAAACAAGCGAAUUGAAUAACCUAACACAUUCUUUGCAAUUGCUGGAAAAUUCUUUGAUGGAAAUGGAAAAUAGUAGGGACGAACAAAAACAUCUUGUGGAAAUGUAUACCGCAACUGAGAAAACUUUACGCAGUCAAGCGGAAACUCUCUUAAACGUUGUAAACGAAGCAUCUGAGGAUACAGAAAAAUUACAUGACAAACUUGAUUAUAAAACAAAAAUGGAGGAAAAAAAUACAGAUCUUAGGUUGCAAUUGAAUAGUGAUUUUACAAAAAGCGGUAAGGAUAUCGAAGACAAUCUGGCGAAUCACACGAAAGAGAUUGGCCAAUUUUUCUCGUCAAUAAAGGAUGAAGUGGAAAGUUAUUUAUCUACGCAAGUUAAAAAUAUAAAGGAAUUGGUCCCUUACAUGUUGAAAGAUUUAGUUACUCAUCGCUUAAAUAUGAAUGAACAAUUAACAAAGGAUAUAGAAACUACGUAUGCGGGCUAUGACAACAUAGUAGAUAGUAACAUCGAAUAUACAUCGGAUAUGAUCGAGUACGAGAAAAAAUUAUUAACUGCUAUUUGUUCAAAAGUGGCACCAACUGUUCAUAAUCUCUUAAAAGACAAUGGAAGUUUCGCACAGAAUUUACAGACCUUAAAUAAUGAUAUUUCUCGGAAAUUGGAGGAUAUGUCGACAUAUGUAGAAGACGUCGUAGAAACUAUAUGUAAAUAUCGUCUUAAGGAAUAUAAUAGUCUCCGUGAAAAUAUAAAUGAAAUUAAAGAACAUAUUAAUUGUAUGUUUUUAAAUCAUAAACAGAUAAUUAAAGAUUACAAAUUGUCUUCAAAGAAAAUGAUAGAUCUUUCACAUGAUUUUAUGCAUUUGGAUAAAUGUGUAAAAGGUUAUUCCGAAAAUGUUGAUAGAUCCUAUCAAAUUGAUAAAAUUUGCAGUAAUAUAUGUGAUCAAAAUGUACAAAAUUAUAAUACAGAUAUAAAUGGACAAAAUGACUUACAGAAAUUUUUACAAAGUAAUAUAUCACAAAUUAAAAGUAACAUCGAUAGUAAUCUUAAGAAGGCACAAUUAUCUGAUAAAAUUGUUAUGAAAAAAGGAAGUAAUUUCGUUAGAAGCACAUCGCUAGAUUUACAAAAUGGUCGUGAAAUGUGGGAGGACUAUAACAAUAAAAUAAAAUGUAAUAUACAAAAAUUACAAAAGGAAAUAACUGAAGAUAAAAAUAGAGCAAGUACCACAACUAAUACGAUCUCUAAAAUGAUUGAUGAUGUAAAUUUUACUCACAAUGAAUUUAUGACAAAGCAACAUUCCAAUAUGUCAGAUUUCUCUACAAUAAUGGACAAUAAAUUAACAACACAAAAUGCAGAAUUGAUCAAUUGGAAUGAUAAGUCAGUCAAAGAAUUGCGCGCAUCUCAACAGCAAAUCGAUGAAUUCUUUACCAAAAACUUAUGUCACUACGUUGAAACAGGUGCAACUCCACCGAGAAAAAAAUUUGUGUAUCCUCGUGAAUUUGCAACAACAUUGUCGCAUGAACAACUUGUUCAGAGAUUCCGAGAAAGCAGAAAUUGCAUAGAAGAAGCAAAUGAUUUCGAUUCAACAUUAAUGAGAAAACCAGAAAAACUUACACCAGAGAAACUUAUACCAGCGAAACCUACACCAGAGAAACUGUUAUCUGUGAUAGAUAUACCAACAAAUAACACAACCACAUUAUACAAAAAUAAUAAUUACUCUUUGCUAUUCUCUGCGUCCACACCGCAUAUUAAUUCAAAUAACAGACAAUCAAAUAUAAAAGAGAUUUUUGGUUUUAAUUCUUUCAAGAAAUCUGUAUUGGAUUUCUCCAAAAUUUCAUCUUCUCAAUUUGAAACGGAAAUUUGUACAGAGAAUAAAGAGAAUAUCAACUUUACGAAGUCUAGAAAAUCAAAGAAACUGAAAGUGAAGAAAUAAUUCAUUGGGA